Messenger RNA from Patella vulgata (common limpet), 1581 nucleotides. RefSeq names its product mucin-2. The coding region runs from base 1 to 999 and encodes 332 amino acids. NCBI's taxonomy places the organism in Eukaryota, Metazoa, Mollusca, Gastropoda, Patellidae. The transcript is spliced from 3 exons. The record is from RefSeq and is a predicted model, not a curated record.
AUGUGCUUAGACUCGUACUUCACUUGUGCUUACUGGUGUGUUAAAGGUCAAUGCGUUGCUGAUACAGAAGCUCCAUCUAGGCCGUCUGAUCUUUGCCCUCAAUUAGAAGAACCCAAUUUCAACUGUGAUGCAAGUCUAUGUAGCCUCUAUGGAUCAACCAGUACGGCUAAAUGCUGUGCCACUUGUACACAGACAACAUCGCCGUUAACGUCGCCGACCACUUCUCCAACGACGUCUCCCACAACCUCACCGACAACGUCUCCCACCACGUCCGCCACUACGUCUCCGACAACGUCUCCCUCUACCUCUCCGACAACUUCUCCCACAACCUCACCGACAACUUCUCCAACUACGUCGCCUACUACUUCUCCAACUACGUCGCCUACAACUUCUCCAACUACGUCGCUUACUACUUCUCCGACAACAUCUUCAACCGUCUCUCCGACAACUUCUCCGACAACAUCUCCAACAACUUCUCCGUUGACUUCUCUGACAACUUCUCCGACAACAUCUCCGACAACUUCUCCGUUGACUUCUCCGACGACUUCUCCGACAACAUCUCCAACAACCUCUGCGACCACUUCCCCAACGACUUCUCCGACAACAUCUCCGUUAACCUCUCCGACAACAUCUCCAUUAACCUCUCCGACGACAUCUCCCACAACCUCACCAACAACUUCACCAACGACACCGGCUAUCGUUGAAGUUGUGGAGGAAUCCCCUAUAACCUCACCGGCCACUUCUCCAACGACACCGACUGUAGUAGACGCACAACAGAGUCGCUUGCAAGCACUGAUUGGAAAAGUCAAUGAUCGUUGUAGUAAUCGUCGGUCCAGAAACUGUCUCAUCAUGCAAACAGUGAUCGGAGUGAUAGAUGCGCGUUGUGGAAACAGUCAGACCCGUAGCUGUAACACCGUACGACGUCUUCUCGAAAGGUUCCUACGUCGUAGACUCCGACAAUUGCGGAACAGGCACAGCAGUGAAGAGGACGACGAUUAGGAUAAGAAUGGUAAACAUAUUUUAUAAACAGAUUCAGAAAUAUAUUAAAGAAUAGACUUACACCUAUUUGCCAUCUUUUAAAAUAUUUUAUUUUAUAUUUCUAAUAUUUUGUUAUAUUGUUAUAUAAGGAGUGUGUGUGCGUUAUUUAAUUAGCCUUGACAUGGAAUGGGGUUUAACUUCCAACUGGUCUACUUAGACUUUGCACACGUCAUACAGUUUGCUCUGAGGGACAUUUUGCUCGGAUAGCGGCAUUAUGCUCUACUCUUAUCGAAUUCCGCCUGACAAGGGAUAUUUUACGUGCACGCCAAUGUGUACACUGGACCGCGGGUUUUCGUCCAACCCGAACGACUAUACGUUGUCCCUUGCAAGUUCAUCCCUUCUGCAACACUGACAAGGGGCAACCACGCCGAAAAAUCCAGAUGAACUUUUUUGUCCUUGCAACAACGGGAUCGAACACGGGACCACCAGAUUAGCGAGCCAAAAUCUUACUCACUGAGCCACCGCGGCUCCUCCACACACAUAAAACAGUGUCAUAAUGCUUUGAAGCUCAUAGGUCAAUCACAAACGUUUUUAAAUGUUCAC